Molecule: messenger RNA, 411 nt
Organism: Gigantopelta aegis
Lineage: Eukaryota; Metazoa; Mollusca; Gastropoda; Neomphalida; Peltospiridae
Exons: 3
Coding region: 29-340 (103 amino acids)
Source: RefSeq, a predicted model, not a curated record
GGCGAAGAAAAUUGGCAGCAUCCACAAGAUGGAGCCCGUCUUCAUUUUGCCUGCCGAUAGAACCAAACACAUGUGGUUGGCAAACAAACCAAAAGCUGAAGUAGUGGCACUCAUCUUGGAACAUAUUGAUGAAAUAUGCAACACUGGAGCUGUAGAUGUCGCGGAUUCACUGAUGAACGCGUACAAAGCUGACGUUAAAAAGGGCGCGAAGGAUGUUUUGUUAACGUUUUUGAAAGAUGCUACACAAGUGUACGACACCUUCAUGGACGUCUUUCAGUGUAGCACACCCGGGUUUAUUCGACUGUGUAACCAUAUUCUCCGGUAUAAAGAACCCUAUUAAAUAAUCUUCACCGAGUCCAGUUGUCUGUUCGGGGGAAGUAACUCCUGCAUGCAUAAAAAGUUCAAAUUUCA